AUGGCUCAAACUAAUUGGAUCAGGGCUGGUUUUUACGAGUAUAACCAAUAUGAGUUUCCCGUUUCGGAGAUCAAUUUUGCUCUCUUCACUCACAUUAUUUGUGAUUAUGCUUCUGUGAAUUCUACCUCCUACCAGCUCUCUUUAUCACCAGCUGAUGACCAACAUCUUUCAGACUUCACACAUACUAUAAAACAAAACAACCCAUCAGUCACUACAGUGCUAUCUAUUUAUAUCAAUGGUGAUGCAACCUAUUCUACAAUGGUAAGCACUUCUUCUAACAGAAAAUCCCUCAUCGAUUCCUCCAUUAAAAUAGCCAGACGUUACGGUUUCGAAGGUCCAGGCACAAGUAUUGAUAUGUUCAAUAUGGGAAUUCUCUUUAAAGAGUGGAAAGCGGCUAUUGAUUUAGAGGCAACAAACUCUAGCCGGUCUGCACUGAUCUUGACGGCAAUGGUUUAUCAUACACCAAAGAUUUAUUCAACAAGUUACCCUAUAGAGUCGAUACAACAACAUUUGGAUCGGGUUCAUCUUUUUGCAUCUCUGUAUGAUCCAUAUAAUUUUGACAAUGCGGAUUUCGGCAUAGCAGAAUGGAUCGACGGAGGAUUAUCGGCUAAUAAAAUCGUGUUCUUUUUACCUUUCUAUGGUUUUGCAUGGAGGCUGGAGAAUCCUAUGGACAAUGGUAUUGGUGCACUGGCAAAGCAACUUCCCACUAAUUUGGAGGGCGGAAUUGUAGCCUAUAAGGAAAUCAAGAAUUACAUUGAGCAAUAUGGUCCUGAUGUUCAUGUUAGAUACAACUCAACUUAUGUGGUGAACUACUGGACAAAGGGAACAACUUGGUACUGCUUCGAUGACGUUGAGGCGAUUAGAACUAAGGUUUCUUAUGCCAAGGAGAAGAAGCUACUUGGCUACGUUGUGUGGCAAAUCUCCUAUGAUUAUAAUUGGAUCCUUUCCAGUACUGCAGCUGAAGUGGGCAUAACUGAUUCUUCAGGUCAGGAUAGUAGAAAGGGACAAAAUGAUAAGAGGCAAUUGUUAGUAAUCCUUUUGUCUACGAUAGCUGCUUUUGCUCUUCUAUUAGGAAUAUUUGUGAUAUUUUACUGCUGCAGGAGAAAUCUCAGAUUCAAAGGGUUUUUGGUGAACUCCACUAAGGAAUCCACUGAUAAAGCAAAUAAAGCAGCAUCCGCUGGAGACCUUAAUACCAACAUUCCUAAUCUGACAGAAUAUCAAUUGGGUGAUAUAGAGGCAGCCACCAAUGGAUUUUCAAUUGAAAAUAAGCUUGGACAGGGUGGAUAUGGCCCUGUUUACAAGGGAACACUACCAGAUGGACAGUUAAAAGCAUUGAAGAAACUUUCAAAAACAUCCACACAAGGAUUUGAAGAAUUCAAAAAUGAGGUUAUGCUUACUGCCAAGCUACAACAUGUAAAUCUUCUCCAAGUUUUGGGUUUUUGUAUUGAUAGAGAAGAACAGAUACUCAUCUACCCAUACAUGCAAAACAAAAGCUUGGACACUUACCUAUUCGAUCCCAUAAGAAGGUUAAUUUUGGAUUGGGAAAAACGCAUACAUAUUAUUGAAGGAGUUACGCAAGGCCUACUAUAUCUCCAAGAAUACUCAAGGUUAACUAUUAUUCAUCGAGAUAUAAAAGUUAGUAAUGUCUUAUUGGAUGGAGAAAUGAAACCCAAAAUAUCUGAUUUUGGCUUAGCUAGAAUAUUUGCAAAAGAUGAUCUUGAUGAAGCAAACACAAGCCGUAUUGUCGGAACUAUUGGUUAUGUUCCUCCUGAAUAUAUCCAGAAAGGCAUAUACUCAACCAAAUCCGAUGUUUAUAGUUUUGGGGUUCUACUUUUGCAAAUCAUCAGUAGCAAAAUGAUUUCUCUUUUAUAUGGUCCGAAUGAAAACCUGAGUCUUCUUGAUUAUGCAUAUGAGCUAUGGAAUGAUGGUAAAGGUAUGGAGUUUAUGGAUGAAUCAUUGGACGACACAUAUUUGUCUUGUAAAUUAAUAAAAUGCUUGCAAAUAGCUCUGUUAUGCGUCCAAGAAAAUCCAAAUGAUAGACCAUCCAUGUUGGAAGUUUUCGUGAUGCUAAAAGAUGAAAACGCAAAUAUCAUGAUUCCCAAAAAGCCUGCUUUCUCGAAACAAAAUGACCAAUAUGAAUCUCCUGUGCAGUUGGAAGGUUAUUCAUGUAGCACUUUUUCAAUUAAUGAUGUAACAGCUCAUAUGUGAGAGAUAGAUGAAUUAUAAAAUGUGGCUCUUGCAGGCUUAGAUAUGGUUAGUUCCUUCUAGCUGCAAUGUUUUUAUUAUUGCGAGAAAAAAUUAAGUUUGU
Messenger RNA from Pistacia vera, 2308 nucleotides. Its product is annotated as cysteine-rich receptor-like protein kinase 19. The coding region runs from base 1 to 2208 and encodes 735 amino acids. Gene Ontology annotation, molecular function: ATP binding; protein kinase activity; chitin binding. NCBI's taxonomy places the organism in Eukaryota, Viridiplantae, Streptophyta, Magnoliopsida, Sapindales, Anacardiaceae. The record is from RefSeq and is a predicted model, not a curated record. The transcript has 8 exons. Gene Ontology annotation, biological process: protein phosphorylation; carbohydrate metabolic process.